CGCAUGCGCCAAUAACUUUGGAACGAUACUUUCUUGCCCGAAAGGAAGAUGGCCGCAGCCUGAAGCUGCGAAAAAUCAGCUGAGGAGAAGCGACGGUUGGGGUAUUCCGCGACCUGCUUUUCUUCUCCUCAUGCAACGCCGGGAUGCUCUGCUCGAGCGGCUUCUUCCGCGGCAUCGAAUGUCCCUACGGGCAGGCCUGCGGGAGGCCCUACUGUCACUUCAGACACCCGCCCGGGGCCCAACACACCACCGAUGGCCCUAUACCGCCUCGACGCCUUUUGGCUCUGUCUGGUCCCAGCAGGCGCCCCGCCACAGUCGGAGGGUCUGGUUAUGACCCCUACAACCCAGAACUUCCCAAACCUGUGGCACAAGACAGCAAUGGCACUUUGGAAAAUAUUGUCUCGUCAGCUUCUGGAAUUCUGGAGCUUGAGCUGUUUGACAAGGCAAUUGAAGCUGCCAAGAAUGAAGUUGAACGUGAGCAAAAGAAGUAUGAGGAGCUGCUGGAGACAACUAAAGAGUAUGGUUCAUCUGAACCCCCUUUACUUGCUUCUAAGGCUGCUGGAUUAGCAACAUCCAAUCCAUUCAGUUCUCUGGAGUAUAGUCCAGGCAGUUAUAAUGCAAACAGUGGUAAUGAUUACAAUCCUACUCCUCUUGCAGUGGCUGCUUCUAGUCAGUCUAACAAAUAUACUUUGGACUCCUUCAACAAUACGAAAUUCAAGGGUAGCUCACUGGAAUAUGUUCCCACUGUGGUCACUCAGCCGAAGAAGUACAGCAGCCCUGUUGUAAAUAGAAAAUACAUAAUUGACAACUCCAAGCCUUCAACAGAUUUAGAAUAUGAUCCUCUUUCAAAUUAUUCUGCCAGACUGUUGAGCAAAGCUAAAGAACAGAAGGGGACCAAGCGGAAGAGAGAAGUUGAUCACGAGGAGGCAUAUUCUCCUUCAUUCAAGAAAUAUUGUGACGAAACAAGCAACGAUGAGCCCAUCGCCCGGUUCUCUGACUCGGAGGAUGAAUGCUACGAAGCUUCUACCAUCCCCCUUAAAUCUAAAGGAGGUUCAGAAAGCAAACUGGGUGCAGCCAAAGAAAAGGGAGCCCCACAAAUAGAUGCCAGUUCCCGACAAAUGAAAGAGACUGCCGUGCAGUAUGACAUGGGAGACAUUGAGAGCCCUCAGAGAACUGCUGUCAAAGAUUUAGUGGAGAAAAAUGCCAAGUUGGUCAAAGUGCCUUCUAACCGAGAUGCGAAAGCAAAGGAAAAGAACAAAGUGGCAUCAAAGGAUAAGUUGAAAAAGAAAAAGGAGGAUGACCGCAAGGUGCACGGUAAGAAAAAUCAAGAUAAAAUAGGGGACAAGGAGAAGAUGAAUGUGAAGGCACAGCACAAAAAUGGGGAAAGGAGUAAGGAGAAACCAUGCAAGUCCCAUGUUGAUAGGCAUGCACUGAAGCUCAAUAAGCCAAAAUCUGUGAUUUCACCUGGAAUUAAGGAGGAGAACUCUGGCAAGAACAAAAAUGUCAGCAAAGCUACUGCUACUGAAAAAUCAGGGACUAGUAGGAAAGAUGGCAAGUUCCAGCCUGUAGAGUUGAAAAGGAAGCCCCAAAUCUCUAGUGGAACUGAACACAAUAAGAGAAAAGACAAACAACCUGCCUUGAAAAGGUCUAAGGAAACAUUGAUCAACUCUCAGGCCAAGAAGGAGGUUAAGCGCAAGGUUAAACAGCGGUCCCUGAGCCAUGUUGAUCUCUUUGGUGAUGAGAGUGGAGAGGAGGAGCAGGUGAGCCAGCGUCCUCUUCCAUUCCCUGAUGUGAGUUCAGACUCGGACAGAGAUGAUGCUGAUUUCUCUUUGCCCUGUGACAAUGGGAUGGCAAAUGUUAAGAAACUCAAGUUAUCCCAGGCUCCUCCUGCUGCUUCCUCUUCCUCCUCUUCUGAUGAUGAGAUUGAUUAUUCUGGCCUAGAGAAGGAUUUGGAUUUUGAGACUGACCCGAUGGAGGAGUGCCUUCGGAUAUUUAAUGAAUCCACCGAUGUCAAAACGGAAGACAAAGGCAGACUAGGAAAACAGCUAUCAAAAGAGGAAGGGGUUGAAGAAAAGUUGACAGAAGACAGUUUAACCACACUCUUUCCUGGACAGAAAAGAAGGAUUUCUCAUGUAAUGAAGCAAGGACAUGUGGAAGUCCCAAGCAAGCCAGUGAUCCGGCCUUACCGGCCCCCAACUGCCCAAGAGGUCUGUUACCAGAGGAUUCAGCUAGCGCAGAAGCAGGCAGCACAGCUGGCCCAGCAGCGGCCACAGCGGCCCCUGCCGAACGCAAACUUUCCUGUGGCACCCCAAAGAACCUCCAUUGUUAUGCAGAAAGGAGAAAGGAAGCGAGUUGCUCAUGUGCCCAGUGUGGCUCUUUCAGCAGUCUCCAAGUUGGUUCCUGGAAAUCUUAAGAAGAUCAUCCCACCUGCACGUGUGGCAUCUUCCAAUGGUCUUGAUGCUUCAGCAUUGAAAGCUCGAACGCUGACUGGGAUGGCAUCUAAAACAACUACCACAGGUGUCCCAAAAAGGAUAGCACAUACUCCCACUCUGCAGAGCACCGCCUUGAAAAGGCCAGUUAUUCCCACAGAAUACGGUGCCAAAGUUCCCACAAACAUCCGUCAGAGGUACCUCAACCUCUUCAUUGAUGAGUGCAUGAAGUUCUGCCCCUCCCAGCAGGGAGCAUUUGACAAGGCUCUUGCUGAGGAGAAGGUGGUGUAUGAGCGCAGCACCAGCCGCAACAUCUACCUGAAUGUGGCAGUAAACACUUUGAAGAAGCUGAGGACUCUGUUGCCCAGCCCUUCUCAGGAAGUUCAGAAGGCCAGCAAUAGGAAAGUGGUUUCUCAUGAAGCUAUGCUAGGAGGGAAACUGGCAGCCAGGACCAGUUAUACACUUAAUCGUUCUACAAGCUUACGGCUAGAAGACCUGACAGGAGCUACCUUGUACCGAAGGCUCAAAGAAUAUGUGCUGACAGAGGAUGAGUUGAAGGAGCAUGGCUAUCCGUUACCCUCUCCCGAGAGACCUGGGCGGGCUUUUGUCUUUGCUGCGGAAGAGAAGAAAUUGACAGAUGGUUCUUGCAGGAUUUGUUGUCGUUGUGGCACAGAAUACAUGGUGUCACCUUCUGGAAAUUGUGUCCGUAAAGAAGAAUGCAUCCAUCACUGGGGGAGAUUGCGCAAGCAAAGAGUGCCAGGUGGCUGGGAAACACAUUACAGCUGUUGUUCGGGAGCCGUAGGUUCACUCGGAUGCCAAGUUGCAAAACAACAUGUCCAUGAUGGCCGGAAGGAAAGUCUGGAAGGUUUUGUGAAGACAUUUGAAAAGUUGCCAAGGGCAGAUGGUCAUCCUGGCAUCUACGCCUUGGAUUGUGAAAUGUGUUACACUAAGCAAGGUUUAGAGCUGACGCGUGUCACUGUGAUCAACUCAGACCUGAAAGUGAUCUACGAUACCUUUGUCAAGCCAGACUCCAGAAUUGUGGAUUACAACACUCGGUUUUCUGGUGUCACAGAGGCAGAUCUGGAAAAUGCAUCGAUAACUCUUCGGGAUGUCCAGGCGGUUCUCUUGAGUAUGUUCAGCACAGAAACUAUCCUGAUAGGCCAUAGUUUAGAAAGUGACUUGUUUGCACUAAAGCUUAUCCACACUAUGGUGGUGGACACAGCCGUUGUCUUCCCUCACCGCCUGGGUUUGCCUUACAAGCGGGCAUUGCGCACUUUGAUGGCGGAUUACCUCAAGCGCAUCAUCCAGGAUAGUGUGGAAGGCCAUGACUCCAGUGAGGACGCCCGAGCCUGCAUGGAGUUGAUGAUCUGGAAGAUCAAGGAAGACGCUAAAGUGAAGCGAUGAUCCACCUUUAUGCUGCUGCUGUUCUCCUUUGCAUUUUGGUCACAGGACAAUAAUGAAGCCUGCAGAGACACGCCUGUAGCCAGCAGCAGACCUUCCCCAGACUGUUCCCCUCUCGGUUCACAGGUGUCCCGAGGAAUUGGGAGCAAGCAACUCCUUUCGCUGGCAAAGUGACGGGCCGCGCCUGCAUGCCAGGCAUUGUAGUCGAGGCAAAAUGCAUUGUGACCCAAGAAGGUCAGCCAUCCCUGUGGUGGGGAAAGGUUUGGAGAUAGUCUCAUCAUAGAAGAUGGGAGUGACUUCAAAAGGCACUGAGUUCCACUAUUCCCUCUUCUUCCCCUCUCCUAUUUAUGGACUUUGAAAGCUAGCUUUAAUUUACUUUUUUUUAAAAAAAUUAAUUUGGGGUCUUGCGGUUGGUCUUGGGCUAUACAAGAAUGGCAGAGAAGGUGAUCACGGACCCUGCUGUGUCAAGAAAGCAAGCUGAAGAGACGAUGAAGAGAUGCUGGCUUCAGUUGAGGGAGGGAAGGUAGGAUCAGGGUUGCCCAGGUGGAAGGAACCUGGCUCAAAGAAGCUGUAUCCUUACACAGGCAAGGGAGAGGUGUGCAUUGCAGAGGAGAUCACUGGCAGAAAAAUAAAGCUAUAGAAAGUUAGGGAUUUCAGGCCUCGGGCCGUGACUCCAGCAGCGCUUUCCUGCUUGGGUCUUGAGACCAGAGAUGCUCCCAAGUGACAAGCUGCUACCAAACUGCAGGAAACAGUCCAGGUGUCUUGGUCUGGGCUGCUGAUAGCAUUUCAUUGAAACUACUGAGGGGGCAAAACUGCCCCCUGACCCCACAUCCCUCCCUGCUCAGGAGUUAUUCAAACUAGCUGCUUCUGCCUUUGGCUGGGGUAGGACUUUAGCCUUUCUGGCUCGAAAACUAGGUUCUGUUUCCUGCAAACAAAG
Pseudonaja textilis is the source of this 4767-nucleotide messenger RNA. It is a transcript of the gene REXO1, whose product is annotated as RNA exonuclease 1 homolog. Gene Ontology annotation, cellular component: nucleus. The record is from RefSeq and is a predicted model, not a curated record. Gene Ontology annotation, molecular function: nucleic acid binding; exonuclease activity. Lineage: Eukaryota; Metazoa; Chordata; Lepidosauria; Squamata; Elapidae.